GGGUGUGAGGGGGCGUAACAGAAAACGCGUUUCCUAAACGGGGUUUUUGAGCGACUGAAAGAUUCUCCUUGUUUACUUCCUUUUAUUUUUGUAACGGCCUCGUUUUCGCGAACAGUUACAGAGCAGCAGGGUUUGGUGAUUUUCGUUGCGUUACUAUUUUAGCUAGAGAGCAAGCAAGGAAUCCAAAAGCUAGCUCGUGGCUUUUUCUCGACAAUUAAUAAAUUCCCAUUUAAAAGCCCAACACACCAGCAGUCUCCUCUUUAGAAUGACUUCAAAGCCUCUUCGUUGAUCGGUGAGAGAAGAAGAGGAGUGUUUAACAAAAGCUAUUCAAAGCGCCUUUUGACUUUGCAGCGGAAAAAAAGAAGCUAGAGCUGAUGACGAUAGGAGACGAUAUGUAUGAAGAGCUGUGGAAGCUAAGCGCGGGACCUCUCGUUGAUGUUCCUCAAGCUGAGGAAAGAGUUUAUUACUUCCCUCAAGGUCACAUGGAACAACUGGAAGCGUCAACGCAACAAGACUUGAAUACUAUGAAGCCUCUUUUCGAUCUUCCUCCUAAGAUCCUUUGCAGAGUUAUGAACGUUCGUCUCCAGGCUGAGAAAGAUACGGAUGAGGUAUAUGCCCAGAUUAUGUUGAUGCCUGAAGAAACACUUGAUGAACCUACGAGUCCUGAUCCUUCUCUCCCUGAGUCUCAAAGGCCAAAGUUUCACUCGUUCACCAAGGUUUUAACUGCAUCUGAUACAAGCACCCAUGGUGGCUUCUCUGUUCUAAGGAAGCACGCCACCGAAUGCCUCCCUCCCCUGGAUAUGACUCAGCAAACCCCAACCCAGGAGUUAGUAGCUGAAGAUGUGCACGGUUAUAAGUGGAAGUUCAAGCAUAUUUUUAGAGGACAACCACGGAGGCAUCUUUUGACUACAGGGUGGAGCAACUUUGUCACCUCAAAGAAAUUGGUUGCUGGAGACACCUUUGUCUUCCUCAGAGGUGAGAACGGAGAGUUGCGUGUUGGAGUUAGACGUGCUAAUCGUCAACAGAGCAGUAUGCCUUCAUCAGUCAUAUCAAGUCACAGCAUGCAUCUCGGAGUUCUUGCUACUGCAUGCCACGCUACUCAAACCAGAAGCAUGUUCACCGUUUACUACAAACCAAGGACAAGCCAAUUCAUCAUUAGCUUGAACAAAUAUCUAGAAGCAAUGAACAAUAAGUUCUCGGUAGGGAUGAGGUUUAAGAUGAGGUUUGAGGGAGAUGAUUCCCCUGAAAGAAGAUUUUCUGGCACCGUUGUUGGUGUUCAAGACUGCUCCCCUCACUGGAAAGACUCAAAAUGGCGAUCCUUGCAAGUUAAUUGGGAUGAGCCUGCAUCGUUUACAAGACCGGUUAAGGUUUCACCAUGGGAGAUGGAGCCAUUUGUGACUUCAGAAAACGUUCCCCAAUCAGUUAACAAAAGACCUCGUCACGUUAAUGAAGUAUCUGCACUUCUUGAUGUAGGCGUAACAACUUCAAACCUUUGGAGCUCUGCAUUAACACAAUCAUGCAUCACCUCACAAAGGAAUCCUCCUCAGUAUUCUGAUUGGCCAGUUAGCCCUUACUCAACACUCAACGGCCAAAUGGUUUUCCAAGUGGACCAGAAGAAACAUGAGACCACUGGCUGUAGAUUAUUUGGGAUUGAUCUGAUGAGUCCCUCUCUGCCUGCUUCCGAGGAGAAAACUGCACUCAUGCGACCAAUAAACGUAAACAAACCGGACCUGGACAGCAACACAGACCCAAAGUCUGAGAUUUCGAAACUAUCAGAGGAGAAAAAGCAGGAGCCUGCGCAGGCAUCACCGAAAGAGGUUCAAAGCAAGCAGAUCAGUUCGUCAAGAAGCCGUACCAAGGUGCAGAUGCAAGGCGUACCAGUGGGCAGGGCUGUGGAUUUAACGUUGCUAAAUGGGUACGUUGAGCUUAUAGACGACCUUGAGAAGCUGUUUGACAUAGAAGGAGAACUCAAGAGUCGUAAUCAAUGGGAAAUAGUGUUCACUGACGAUGAGGGAGAUAUGAUGCUUCUCGGUGAUGACCCAUGGCCUGAGUUCUGUAACAUGGUGAAGAGAAUAUUUAUAUGGUCAAAAGAAGAAGUGAAGAAAAUGACGCCAGGGAACCAACUCCGGAUACUGUUAACGGAAGUUGACACGACAGUCUCCAAAACAGAGAACUAUUCCAACUAAUUUCUUGACACUCUCUGUGUCUCAAUUCUUAUCAGGUUUGUCUUUGUUCUGUGUCUGUGUUUUAUCGCGAGGUAGGCUUAAAACAGAAAAAAAACACGUCUUGUCACAACAAAAGUAAAGGCUUACAAAAGGGUGUUCAUGGGUUUCUUUCUAUUUUUCAAGGUAGGCUUCUCUGUAAGGUUUUAUUAUUUUUCCUUAUUAGAAACUUGUGUGUGUAAGAGAUACGAGGAUGUAACAAACAGAGAAGUAGAAAAUAAGAUUGUGAAUAACUGGGGAUGUUUGGAUUAUAUAAGAGGGAUAUAAUCCCCAUGGCUUGUGUAAGCCUUUGUGUUCC
Molecule: messenger RNA, 2520 nt
Organism: Raphanus sativus (radish)
Lineage: Eukaryota; Viridiplantae; Streptophyta; Magnoliopsida; Brassicales; Brassicaceae
Product: auxin response factor 9
Exons: 13
Coding region: 375-2186 (603 amino acids)
Biological process (GO): response to hormone; regulation of DNA-templated transcription
Cellular component (GO): nucleus
Molecular function (GO): DNA binding; protein binding
Source: RefSeq, a predicted model, not a curated record